This is a messenger RNA of Coffea eugenioides, 2428 nucleotides long. Its product is annotated as ABC transporter G family member 11. Gene Ontology annotation, cellular component: membrane. The record is from RefSeq and is a predicted model, not a curated record. The transcript has 11 exons. Bases 106 to 2226 code for a protein of 706 amino acids. NCBI's taxonomy places the organism in Eukaryota, Viridiplantae, Streptophyta, Magnoliopsida, Gentianales, Rubiaceae. Gene Ontology annotation, molecular function: ABC-type transporter activity; ATP binding; ATP hydrolysis activity.
UUUCAAUCUAUCUUCUUCUCAUUUCAAUUCAUCCAAGAAAACUAGAAAAGUUUACAGCAAAGAGUAGAUGGCAAUUCAUUUUGCACUUGAGAGAAAAGUGAAGAGAUGAGGAGCUCUGCUGCAGAUGAUGUGAUGAUGGAGAUAGAGGCAAGCAAGCCACAAGGGAAUGGACUUGUGGUGGGAGGUUUGAGCCCUUUGAGUGAGACACUGUGGAAGGAGAAAACCAAUACAGAAUUUGUUGGGGAUGUUUCUGCAAGAUUGACUUGGAAAGAUCUGACAGUAAUGGUUACACUGGGGAAUGGGGAGACUCAAAAUGUUUUGGAAGGACUUACUGGUUAUGCUGAGCCAGGUAGCUUCACUGCCCUUAUGGGUCCUUCUGGUUCUGGCAAAUCUACCCUGCUUGAUGCCCUCUCUGGUCGCCUUGCUGCCAAUGCUUUCCUGUCUGGAACUAUCCUACUCAAUGGUCGUAGAGCAAAGCUCUCUUUUGGUACAGCUGCGUAUGUGACACAAGAUGACAACUUGAUUGGUACUCUGACUGUUCGGGAAACAAUAUCUUAUUCUGCUAGGCUGCGGCUCCCAGAUAAGAUGCCGUGGACUGAGAAGCGAGCAUUGAUAGAGAGCACCAUAGUCGAAAUGGGCCUCCAAGAUUGUGCCGAUACAGUUAUUGGAAAUUGGCACUUGCGUGGAAUCAGUGGUGGAGAAAAGAGGAGGGUAAGCAUUGCCCUUGAGAUCCUGAUGAGGCCUAGAUUGCUUUUCUUAGAUGAGCCAACAAGUGGACUUGACAGUGCUUCAGCUUUCUUCGUAACUCAGACCUUACGCGGUCUAUCUAGAGAUGGAAGGACUGUAAUAGCCUCUAUUCACCAGCCAAGCAGCGAAGUUUUUGAGCUUUUUGAUAGAUUGUACUUGCUUUCUGGAGGGAAGACAGUUUACUUUGGGCAGACUUCAGAAGCCUAUGAGUUUUUUGCGCAAGCUGGCUUUCCAUGUCCUACUCUGAGAAAUCCAUCAGACCACUUCCUUAGAUGCAUAAAUUCAGAUUUUGACAAAGUUAAGGCAACUCUCAAGGGAUCCAUGAAGAUGAGGUUUGAAAGCAAUGAUGAUCCUCUCGAGAAAAUAACAACUGCUGAAGCAAUAAGGACCCUCAUUGAUUGCUAUCGUAGAUCUCAAUAUUGCUACAUUGCAAAAGAAAAAGUUGAGGAAAUGUCCAAAAUAAAAGGAACUGUAUUGGAUUCAGGAGGCAGUCAGGCUAGUUUCUUGAUGCAGGCUUUUACCCUAACCAAGCGGUCUUUUUUGAAUAUGUCAAGAGAUUUUGGUUAUUACUGGCUGAGGUUAGCAAUUUAUAUUGUUGUAACCAUCUGCAUUGGAACCAUCUACUUAAAUGUGGGGACGAGCUACAGUUCGAUCUUGGCAAGGGGUGCUUGUGCUUCUUUUGUCUUUGGCUUCGUGACAUUCAUGUCAAUUGGUGGUUUUCCUUCAUUUGUAGAAGAUAUGAAGGUCUUCCAAAGAGAAAGGUUAAAUGGACAUUAUGGUGUAACUGCAUUUGUCAUCAGCAACACACUAUCUGCCAUGCCAUUUCUGAUAUUGAUCACUUUCAUUUCUGGGACUAUCUGCUACUUCAUGGUCCGUCUUCAUCCUGGAUUCUCACAUUACCUGUUCUUCGUGUUGUGCCUUUAUGCAAGUGUCACUGUUGUUGAGAGCCUGAUGAUGGCUAUAGCAAGCAUUGUCCCUAACUUCCUCAUGGGUAUCAUCACUGGUGCUGGUAUUCAGGGGAUAUUUAUGCUAGUAUCUGGCUACUUCAGACUCCCAAAUGACAUCCCCAAGCCAGUGUGGCGCUAUCCAAUGACUUACAUCAGUUUUCACUUCUGGGCACUACAGGGUCAAUACCAGAAUGAUUUGAAGGGCCUGAUAUUUGACAACCAGACCCCGGACAUGCCCAAAAUUUCUGGAGAAUACAUUCUGGAAUAUGUCUUCCAGAUUGACACAAACAGGUCAAAAUGGGUGGAUCUCAGUGUUAUCUUCAGUAUGAUUAUUAUCUACCGCAUUAUCUUCUUCAUCAUGAUAAAGAUUAACGAGGAUGUUACCCCUUGGAUCCGCGGUUACGUGGCAAGGAGAAGAAUGCUGCAGAAGAAUGGAAAUCAGAAUACAACUGUUGCACCUUAUGGCCUCACUCAAUCCCCAUCCUUGAGGGCAUAUGUGAUGGAUCAUGGGAGUGGUACUAGCAAGAAGUAGAUGAUUAUUGAGAUUCAAGAGCCACUUCUUGCUGGAUACAUCUUUAGUUUUAUAUAUUUCAGUGUUUAUGAUUAUCCGGCUAGAUAAAAGUGAGAAUGGAGUGUCAUGUAUACAAUGCUAUGGAAAAUGAUAGCCAGAGUUUACUGAUUACUGAUUACUGAUAGCCAGUGUUUAUGAUUAUCGUGCAAGAGUUUACUGAUUA